Molecule: messenger RNA, 1856 nt
Organism: Pelodiscus sinensis (Chinese soft-shelled turtle)
Lineage: Eukaryota; Metazoa; Chordata; Testudines; Trionychidae
Gene: MTA3
Product: metastasis associated 1 family member 3
Biological process (GO): negative regulation of transcription by RNA polymerase II
Cellular component (GO): nucleoplasm; NuRD complex
Molecular function (GO): histone deacetylase binding; chromatin binding; transcription coactivator activity
Source: RefSeq, a predicted model, not a curated record
CAUGUACCGAGUGGGAGAUUAUGUUUUUUUUGAAAACUCCUCAAGUAAUCCAUAUCUGAUCAGGCGAAUAGAAGAACUUAACAAGACUGCUAAUGGCAACGUGGAAGCAAAAGUUGUGUGUUUUUACAGACGGCGAGACAUUUCCAACAGCCUUAUAAUGCUUGCAGAUAAACAUGCUAAAGAAGUUGAAGAAGAGUCCGAAACUACAAAUGAGGUUGAUUUGACUGAUAAACAGAAGCAUCAGUUGAAGCACAGAGAGCUCUUUCUUUCUCGCCAGUAUGAGUCCCUUCCUGCAACACAUAUCAGGGGAAAAUGCAGUGUUGCACUUCUGAAUGAGACAGAAUCUGUGUUGUCUUAUCUUGAAAAAGAGGAUGCUUUUUUUUAUUCACUGGUAUACGAUCCAUCACUGAAAACACUUUUAGCAGAUAAAGGAGAGAUCAGAGUGGGACCUAGAUACCAAGCAGAUGUACCAGACAUGCUUGCUGAAGGAGAAUUAGAUGACAGAGAGCAGGCAAAGCUGGAAGUAAAAGUAUGGAAUCCAGAUAGUCUCCUUACUGAUCGUCAGAUUGACCAGUUUUUGGUUGUAGCACGUGCGGUUGGCACAUUUGCUCGAGCUUUGGACUGUAGUAGUUCAGUCAGGCAACCUAGUUUACACAUGAGCGCAGCUGCUGCUUCCCGAGACAUCACACUGUUCCAUGCAAUGGAUACAUUACAUAAGCACAACUAUGAUUUGAGCAGUGCCAUUAGUGUUCUGGUACCACUUGGAGGACCUGUUUUAUGCAGAGAUGAAAUGGAAGAAUGGUCCGCAUCAGAAGCUAGUUUAUUUGAGGAGGCUUUGGAAAAAUAUGGCAAAGACUUCAAUGAUAUACGGCAAGACUUUCUGCCUUGGAAGUCACUGACUAGCAUCGUUGAAUAUUAUUACAUGUGGAAAACUACUGACAGAUAUGUACAACAGAAACGUCUGAAAGCAGCUGAAGCAGAAAGUAAAUUGAAACAAGUGUACAUCCCAACCUACAACAAACCAAACCCCAAUCAAAUAUCCAGCAACAAUGGGAAACCAGGUGCAGUGAAUGGCGCCGUGGGAGCAUCUUAUCAGACACAGACCUCACUAAUAGGUCGGGCUUGUGAGAGUUGCUAUGCCACACAGUCUCAUCAGUGGUAUUCUUGGGGUCCCCCUAAUAUGCAGUGUAGAUUGUGUGCAUCUUGCUGGAUUUAUUGGAAGAAAUAUGGUGGACUGAAAAUGCCCACACAGACAGAAGAAGAGAAACUAUCUCCCUGCCAAACUACAGAGGAUUCCCGUAUUAGAACUCAUAUGUCACGCCAGGCUACACAGGGUACACCAGUCCGUAACACUGGUAGUCCAAAGUCUGCAGUGAAAACGCGACAAGCUUUCUUCCUUCACACAACAUGUUUGACAAAACUUGCCCGUCAAGUCUGCAAAAAUACCCUCCGGUUGCGGCAGGCAGCAAGACGUCCAUUUGUCCCUAUUAACUGUGCUGCCAUUAGGGCAGAAUAUGCAGACCGACAUUGUGAAAUAGUUGGAAGUCCUCUGAAGAUCAAAAGUACUAGAAAACCACUGUCCUGUAUCAUUGGGUAUUUAGAGAUUCAUCCUGCAAUGAAACCUAAUGUAGUCAGGUCAAUGCCAAGCCUUCAAAGUCCAGCUGUAAAACGAAUGCUUGCAACUCCUAAUCAUUCAUCCCGAAGUAUAUUGGGGAAAAGAAACUACAGUCAUCACAAUGGACUUGAUGAACGCUCAUGCUGUAUUUCAGACUGAGAUGUCUUCUUUCCUUUCUUCCCAUCAAGAGUUGCCUCAGCUCCUGGAGGAACAAAUAUUGGGGUAUACUGCUGAGAAUAAG